Messenger RNA from Penicillium paradoxum, 1455 nucleotides. Its product is annotated as cytochrome P450. Gene Ontology annotation, molecular function: oxidoreductase activity, acting on paired donors, with incorporation or reduction of molecular oxygen; heme binding; iron ion binding. The record is from RefSeq and is a predicted model, not a curated record. Lineage: Eukaryota; Fungi; Ascomycota; Eurotiomycetes; Eurotiales; Aspergillaceae. The coding region runs from base 1 to 1455 and encodes 484 amino acids. The transcript is spliced from 5 exons.
AUGUCCUAUCUGGCGUAUGGAGCCAUUGUAGUGCUGUUGUGGCUCGUUGGAAGUACCGUGUACAAUGUAUUCUUCCACCCUCUGAAGGCCAUCCCAGGCCCUUUUAUGGCCAAGAUAACUCGAUGGUGGAUUUUUACACUCGAGAUGAGAGGAAAUCCUCAUGUCGAAAUACUUGACUUGCACCGAAAAUACGGACCGUUCUUAAGGAUCUCACCCAACGAAGUCUCAUUCAACGACGUGGAAGCCUCCAGCAUUGUUUAUGCACAAACAUCGAAAUUUGAAAAGUCCUAUUACUUCUAUCGCGCGUUCGAAGAUCAGGCUCCCAAUCUCUUCACUAUCCGCGACCGUCAAGAGCACGCCCAGGACAAGAGUCUCAUUUCCCAUGCAUUCUCCAGGGCGAAUAUUAUUCAACAUGAAGGGUCAAUCUACGAGAAGGGUUAUUUGUUGAUGGAUCGGUUUACAAAAAGUGCAAAGAACGGACAAAUCAUUCCACUUUUCCCAGCAUUCCGUUGCAUGACCUUGGAUACUAUCUCCGAGUUCGCAUUUGGAAAGUCUACUGGAGCACUCAAUUUGGAUAAUUAUAAGUCUGCCAUAUUUGAAGCCAUCGAUAAGGCGACUCACUCCGUGCCAUUCUUUCAACAUUUCCCCUUUCUCCGAGAGCUACUCCGAUGGGCGAGCUACUACAACCUCAGCGCUGUCCCGAAUGGAUUUCUAGAGCUAGGACAGAGAGCCGAGUCCGGGUUCCAGCAUAUGCAUACCAGCGACACUUGGACGAUGUUCAAGAACAUGAUGUCAUCCGCCGAAAAGAAGUCCCGGGAAUUGACUAAAGAGCACUUGAUCUCUGAAGCUAUUGUGAUGUUUGUGGCCGGAACGGACACAACUGCAGCAGCGCUCGCAGUUACUUUGCACCAUCUCCUUCAAGACCCGAAGACAUACCAGAGACUUCAGGACGAAGUACGGACUGUCAUGCCUACACUUGAUUCUCGACCGACCGUGCCCGAACUGGAUGCCUUGCCGUUCCUCAAUGCGUGCGUCAAAGAAGGUCUCCGGGUAUCCUGUCCCAGCCGAACCCGACUUCCUCGGACGGUCCCUGCCAAUGGAUGGAGCUUCAAAGGACAUUAUUUCCCAGCCGGAACAAUCGUGAGCACUACGCCUUUAUAUGCCCUCCACGAUGAGGUCAUGUUCCCUUCUCCCAGCACCUUCAACCCAGCACGAUGGUUGGUAGACGAGGAUCAGAAGCGAGAGAUGUCGACCUAUUUCCAUCCUUUCUCGAGAGGAACACGACAAUGUGUUGGACAAAAUUUAUCACUCAUUGAGCAGAAAAUCGUGCUAUCGAUGUUUGUUCGCCGCUUCAACCCCCGAGAAGUUAUGAGGAAGACGAUCAAUGUACAGGAAGGCAUUACUAUAGCACUUGACGAUAAUGUUGAUGUUCGACUUGGCUUGGCGACUGAAUGA